Molecule: messenger RNA, 3300 nt
Organism: Rotaria socialis
Lineage: Eukaryota; Metazoa; Rotifera; Eurotatoria; Philodinida; Philodinidae
Source: the annotation of a GenBank genome assembly
AUGUUAAAAUUGAAAAAUAAUUAUAAGCUCGACAGAGUCAAACGUGAACGUGAUAAGAUAAAAGAAAAUCAUAAGAAAAAACUAGAAAAACUUAAUAAAGGUCCUAUAGGACAAAAUUAUGAAGCAACACAUAAUAAACUUGUUCAUAAUGUAUCAACAUACGUUCUCACUCCAGCUGAAGAGAGACUUCUAUGUCGUGGCUGGAAUUUUUGUAUAAAAAUGUGUCAUCAUCUACAUGAUUAUGCAAAUAAAUAUAUUAGAAAUAUAAAUAAUAAUAAUAUUCGUAAUAUUAGCGAUGAAGAAUUUCAGGCUAUAAAAACAUUGCGUAAUAAUAAACAAAUCAUAAUAAGUCGUGCCGAUAAAGGCAAUGCCAUCGUAGUGAUGGAUAAAAAAGACUGCAUAGAAAAAAAUAAUAAUAUUCUUCAAUUAAAACAGUUUCAACAUACAACUAGAUCUCUACAAAAAGAGAAAGAAGAAGAAAUGAACAAAUAUCUUCGAGAGUUAUAUAAAGAAAAUACUAUAACUAAAGAACUAUUUUAUAGUAUCAGGUCUACAUGUUCGUCGAUAGCUUGCAUGUAUGGACAACCAAAAAUCCAUAAAAAUGGUUAUCCGCUAAGACCUAUUAUAUCAUCAAUAGGGAGUUAUAACUACGAACUCUCUAAAUAUCUAGCAGGCUUAAUAAAAGCCAAUCGCGAAAAUAAGUCAUUUUCAUAUAUAAAAGACUCAUUUGAUCUCGUCAAACAAAUAAGAGAAAUAACUAACGUUCAACAACAAGUAAUGUGUAGCUUCGACGUCGACGCAUUAUACACGAACGUACCAGUAAAAGAGGCCAUAGACAUAGUUGUAGAGUCUAUGGGAAAAUCAAAAACAAUUAAAAACACACCUUUUAAUAAAAAACAAUUUAAAAAAUUGCUUGAACUCGCCGUUUGUAAUGUACCAUUCCGCUUCAUGAAUGAGUACUAUAUACAAUGCGAUGGUGUUGCGAUGGGGUCACCACUCGGACCUAUACUCGCUGAUAUGUUCAUGAGUAAACUAGCAAAUAAACUUAAUAAAUUCUCAAAAAACAAACCACAGGUGUGGUUAAGAUAUGUCGAUGACAUACUAUGUAUUUUUGAUAAUAAACAGAGCAUUGAUAAUGUUCUUGAAAAUGCAGCCGAUCAACUACCUCAAAGUGAAACACUUUUGAGAACUAUUCAUCAACCACCCCAGGAAAAAGAUGAAAGUAUCAACGAAGCAGAAGUUUGGGAAGAUAUCACAGAAUCGCGUUCUAAUAUCAAUGGUGAUAUUAAAUUUAACAAUGUCAACUUUCAUUAUCCGUCUCGAAGAGAUGCACCAGUUCUAUGUAAUCUCUCUGUCGUUGCUCGUGCUGGACAGACAACAGCUCUCGUUGGUUUCAGUGGAUGCGGAAAAAGUACAUGCAUAUCACUUUUUCUUCGUUACUAUGAACCUUCAUCUGGUGAAAUUACGAUCGAUGGUAAACCAAUAACAAACUAUAACGUUCAGCAUCUUCGUGAAAAUAUUGGCGUUGUUAGUCAAGAACCUGUUCUGUUUGGCAUGACUAUCUAUGAAAAUAUUCGUUUUGGUAAAUUAAAUGCAACACAAGAUGAAAUUGAAGAAGCAGCAAGAGAAGCAAAUGCACAUAAUUUUAUCAUGCAAUUACCAGAUAAAUAUGAAACACUCGUUGGAGAACGUGGUAUCCAGUUAAGUGGUGGUGAAAAACAACGAAUUGCAUUAGCUCGAGCUCUUGUAAAAAAGCCUACGUUUCUUUUAUUGGAUGAAGCAACAAGUGCACUCGAUAAUAAUAAUGAAAAAAUUGUUCAAGAAGCACUCGAUCGAGCAUGCAAAGGUCGUACAACUAUUGUUAUUGCUCAUCGUUUGACUACGAUUCGAAAUGCUGAUCAAAUAUAUGUGUUUGACAAGGGAAAUGUGAUUGAGCAAGGUACACAUGACACAUUGAUGGGGAACGAAGGAGGAAAAUAUCAAGAGUUGGUCAAACGACAACAAAUGGAGAAAAUUGAUGAUGAUCAAGAUGAUCCAAUCAAAAUGCAAAAAGCAAAAGAGGAAGAAGAAGAGGCGAUAGCUGAACGAUCUCGUUUAAUUAGCGAUUCACAAGUUAUUGUUGAUGUGCAAAAGCAUACAGCUUUUGCAAUAGCAGGAUCGCAAUUAACACAACGAAUUCGGUCAAAAGCUUUUGGUUGUUUUCUUCGUCAAGAAGUUGCUUAUUUCGAUCGAUCUGAAAAUACUUCUGGUGCGAUUAGUGUUCGUCUUUCUUUUGAUGCAGUCGCCGUUCAAGAAAUGGCUGGCACGCGAUUAGGAGUUAUCUUCGAAUCUCUAGCACUAACGUUUUUUGGCAUUGCUUUUAGUUGUUUCAUGAAUUGGCAACUGACAUUUAUUGUUCUUAUUCCUAUUAUCGCCAUGGCGUUGCUAACUUUUGGAGAAGUGAGCUUACGGGUUUGGCAAGGCAAACAAAAUGAUCCAAUUAUGGGGCAAGCCAGCACCUUAGCUGUUAAAGUUAUUCACAAUAUGCGCACAAUAAAACAGUUGUCGGUGGAAAAGGAAAUUUUACGACAAUACUCUGAUCUCAUUUAUGAAGCAGUUCGAUUGUAUCGUAUGACUGCGAUACCAGUAUCUAUAGCAGGUGGUUUAUACUGGACAAUUGAUGUUUACACUGUGGCAUUUGUCUAUUGGCGUGCUCUCAUUCUUGUUGAAGAGAAGCAGCUGACUUCUCACCAUAUUAUAAUGGUCGUUGCUUAUUCUAUGUUUGCUCUACCAGCAGUAAAAUUAAUUGGCAUGCUUGCAUACCGUAUCGCUGGAUUAGUCUCUUCUGCUCAAUCGUUUUUCAAUUUAUUCGAUCGAAUACCAACUAUUGAUAAUGGAUCUGAUGAAGGGCAAGAAUUAGAUGAUUUUCAUGGAGAUAUUAAAUUCGAUGACGUAAAAUUCAUCUAUCCUACUCGACCAACAUCUGUUGUUCUUAAAAAAUUUCAAUUAAAUAUUAUGCCAAGUCAACGUGUGGCUCUUGUCGGUGGAUCGGGAUGUGGAAAAUCAACAACAAUUCAACUGUUACAACGAUUCUAUGAUGUCAAAGAAGGCCAAAUACUUCUUGAUGGUGUCGAUAUUCGAAAGCUAAAUAUUCAUUGGGUUCGUUUUCAAUUUGGUCUUGUUAGUCAAGAACCAAUUUUAUUUGAUUUAACAAUUGCUGAGAACAUAGCAUAUGGCUUAGAAGAUGUUCCGAUGACUGGCAUUACUGAUGCAGCAAAAAAGUUAACAUUCAUCAAUUUAUUGAACAAUUAUCUGACGUAA